AGUCUACUGAUGACGUCCGCAGCUGCGCAGCGCUGCGAACGCCAUCUUUACAGAAUAUAAUUUUCUAGAGCCGAGUAGUCCGUCCCAUGCUCAUAUAGAGUACCACUGUAAGCUAUACUAAACUUUAAACAUUUAUUGCUAUUACUUGGAUUAAAGGAGGACAAUUUAUACGUUACCGAAUACGAGUGGAAUGGCAAACAGCAAUCUUACACCGGUUAAUAUUCAAAACAAUGCUCCUUCGCCAAGACCCCUAAACGCACAGCGCAAUUUGGCGUCACCAACAGCUGAACAGGGGGCAGAAAUGGAGGGAUCAACACCAGAACCUGAAACUGGUGUCAAUGAGCCACUAGAGAUGAUCCUGGAUUUGAAAAGCUUCAGAAGACCCGGGGAGAAGACGUUUACCCAGCGGUGCAGGUUGUUCGUGGGUAACCUGCCCACAGACUUGACAGAAGAGGAUUUUAGGAAGCUUUUUGCGAAAUAUGGAGAAGCCAGCGAGGUGUUCAUUAACCGGGACCGGGGAUUCGGAUUCAUUCGGCUGGAAACCAGAACGCUGGCAGAGAUCGCUAAGGCCGAAUUGGACGGGACACUGAUGAGGAAUCGGCCAAUCCGGGUUCGGUUUGCCACGCACGGCGCGGCUCUCACCGUACGGAAUCUAUCCCCGGUGGUGUCAAACGAGCUACUGGAACAGGCCUUUUCCCAGUUUGGGACGGUGGAGCGGGCAAUUGUGGAGGUGGACGACAGGGGCAGACCCACCGGCAAGGGCUUUGUCGAAUUCGCCUCCAAACCGGCAGCUCGCAAAGCACUGGACCGCUGCACAGAUGGGGCCUUCUUACUGACCACAACACCCUGUCCUGCUAUCGUUGAGCCGACAGACCAAUUUGACGAUGAGGACGGUCUUCCUGAAAAGCUGUUACAAAAAAGUGCUCACUAUCACAAGGAGAGAGAGAAGCCCCCUCGCUUCGCCCAGCCUGGGACCUUUGAAUUCGAGUACUCCUCCCGCUGGAAGGCCCUGGAGGAGAUGGAGAAGCAGCAGCGGGACCAGGUGGAGCGCAACAUCAGAGAGGCCAAAGAGAAGCUGGAGGCCGAGAUGGAGGCUGCCCGACACGAGCACCAGCUCAUGAUGAUGAGACAAGAUCUAAUGCGACGUCAAGAAGAAUUGAGGCACCUGGAGGAUCUGAGGAAUCAGGAGCUGCAAAAACGCAAACAGAUAGAAAUGAGGCAUGAGGAGGAGAGGCGCAGGCGGGAUGAGAUGAUGCGUCAGUGUGAGCAGGAGGAAAUGAGGCAUCAGACAGAUGGGUUUAAACCCAGCUACAUGGACAGUAGAGACCAGGAUGCAAGGAUUGGAGAUGUAGGGCCACGUGGACCGGUAAACAUGGCAGACGCAUAUAACCCCACCCCUGCUAAUGCUAACCAGGGCCCUCCCCAGAUGAGCAUGGCCGGCCGGGGAGGAGUCCUGGCAGCUGAGGGAGGGGCCAACAUGGGAACCCCGAUGAUGCCCCCGGAUACUGGCGCCAUGCGUGUGGACCGGUUUUCCCAUGGCUCUGGACCCCCCUCCCUGGGCUCCCCCAUGGGGGGUCGACCAGGACCGGAGCCCCCGCAGCAACCCUCCCUGGGGGUGGUAGGUCCAGGCCCCAUGGGAGAUGGGGCUAGUGGCCCAGGGGGUUUUGGGCGGGCCAGCCCUGGGGGUGGUAACUUUGAUGGGCCCAACAGCAAACGCCGCAGAUACUGAGAAGAGUUGCACGAGCCUGCCCCCAGUCUGCCCCACCCCCACCAAUAAAAAAGACAUUGAAAUGGACAUUUCUCUAUGGGCCUAUGACACGAUCUGGCCCAAGAGUUUCGACAUUGAUAUCAAGCAAUAGUGCAGCUUUGAAAGUGAAAGGAAUUGCUUUUGCUUUUUUUCUAUUGCAAAAAAUCAUUUGAAGAGGAUUCAAACAACUGGUAUUCAUUGAAGAGCAGUACAAAUUCACACAAGUUGACUUCUUUGUUCUUUAUAAUAUGAUCUAACUUGCUUUGAGUGUUAAGGAUUUUGGACAGAUUUUAAAUCAGUGUUAUAUUUAUUGUUUUGUUGAUUUUAUUUGUUAUUUAACUUUUAUUUUACCCUGAAGUACCAGUGAGAUGACUCAUGUUUUGCAAAGAUGUUAAUUAUUAACAUUAAUAGAGUUUAAUAGAGUUCUUUUUAUUUAAAUGUAUUGAAUUUUAUUAUAUUUAUUUUCUAAUUAACUUAAUUAGAUGUAAUUUAACUGUUUGUGUAGGUCUCGACGUUCCAGUGUUAAGCUGCAUGUUUCUGAUUUUUCUCUUCUGAUCAGUUGUUUCACGGGUGGAUUGUCCUCUUUCCUGCCACAUUCUGCUCCACAGAUAUUGGUGCCUGUAAUAAAGCCCUGGUUUUAACUGUCUGGCUAAAGCUCUUGAGCCCCUAUUCUGCACUGUAAGUAAACACAUUUCAAUGCACUACACAAUUUGUAUUUUGGACAGUAUUUUCUCUCAUAGUUCUUCAGUAAUAUAGUUAAAAAAUAUAUAUAGUUUUCAUUGGCUCUAGAAGUAUAUUGGAAGAUCAUCAUUAUAACGAGGUUGGGAUGUCUUUUCUGUGUUUUGCACUAAUCCACUCACUAAUCCACUGGUUUGAAUAUGUGAUCAAAUGUCCAUCAAACAGUAUUUUAUCCAAAUAUGAAUAAUACAUGUAAUGGUGUUCUCUAGAUAAUCUAGAGCCAGAUUUCAUGCUUCUCUGUUUUCUUCUGGCUCAAAAAGUUACAUUAGCUUAAAAUUGUUUAUCAAUGUAUUUCUCCAAAGUUUUAUAAUAGAUGGAAAACAUUUUUGGAUUUUGUAAAAUAUUGAAAUAAUAAAAGUGAGGCAACCACCAUGUUGUUUAUAUCUGUGAGAA
Messenger RNA from Conger conger (European conger), 2878 nucleotides. RefSeq names its product paraspeckle component 1-like. The transcript has 9 exons. The coding region runs from base 191 to 1729 and encodes 512 amino acids. Gene Ontology annotation, cellular component: nucleus. Gene Ontology annotation, molecular function: RNA binding. The record is from RefSeq and is a predicted model, not a curated record. NCBI's taxonomy places the organism in Eukaryota, Metazoa, Chordata, Actinopteri, Anguilliformes, Congridae. Gene Ontology annotation, biological process: regulation of DNA-templated transcription.